Molecule: messenger RNA, 2436 nt
Organism: Tinamus guttatus (white-throated tinamou)
Lineage: Eukaryota; Metazoa; Chordata; Aves; Tinamiformes; Tinamidae
Source: RefSeq, a predicted model, not a curated record
AUGGAGCUGGGGUACCUGAAACUGAUUCAUGAAAAACUACAUUACUAUGAAAAACAGAACCCAGUGCCCAUACUGCACGGUGCAGCAGCCUUGGCAGAUGAUCUGGCUGAGGAGCUGCAGAGCAAACCGCCGAACAGCGAGAUCAGGGAGCUGCUGAAGCUGCUGGCAAAGCCCCAUCUCAAGGCUUUACUCUCUGUACAUGAUACCGUUGCUCAGAAGAACUACGAUCCUGUGCUGCCCCCCAUGCCUGACGAUAUUGAUGAGGAAGAAGAUUCAGUUAAGAUAAUCAGACUUGUCAAAAACAGGGAACCAUUGGGGGCUACUAUUAAAAGAGAUGAACAUACAGGGGCAAUUGUAGUGGCCAGGAUAAUGCGUGGAGGUGCUGCAGAUAGAAGUGGUCUUAUACAUGUUGGUGAUGAACUCAGGGAGGUCAAUGGGAUUCCUGUAGAUGAUAAAAAACCUGAAGAAAUAAUACACAUUUUGGCUCAGUCUCAAGGAGCAAUUACAUUUAAAAUAAUACCUAGCGUGAAGGAAGAAGCCCCAGCAAAGGAAGGCAAGAUGUUUAUCAGAGCCCUAUUUGACUAUGAUCCUAAUGAGGAUAAAGCAAUUCCUUGUAAAGAAGCAGGACUUGCUUUCAGAAAAGGAGAUAUCCUUCAGAUCAUGAGCCAGGAUGAUGCAACCUGGUGGCAGGCCAAACACGAAGGUGAUGCCAAUCCCAGAGCAGGCUUAAUCCCUUCAAAGCAUUUCCAGGAGAGGAGAUUUGCACUGAGAAGACCAGAAGUGCAGAUUCAGCCACUGAAAAUUUCCAACAGAAAAUCAUAUGAGGAAGCGGUUGAGUGUGAGGAAAUUGAAGAAGAUGCUGAGUGUGCUGGUCACAACAGUGGAUCCCAUCUAGCUGGUUUUAGAAGAAGCUUUCGUCUUAGUAGAAAAGAUAAAAAAACAAACAAAUCUAUGUAUGAGUGCAAGAAGAGUGAUCAAUACGAUACAGCAGAUAUCCCAACAUAUGAAGAAGUUGCAAAAUAUAGACGACAACCUAAUGAAAAAUACAGGCUUGUAGUUUUGGUUGGUCCUGUUGGGGUUGGACUGAAUGAACUUAAACGGAAAUUGCUGAUCAGUGACACGCAGCAUUAUGGGGUGACAGUGCCACACACUACCAGAGCAAGAAGAGGCCAAGAAAGUGACGGUGUUGAGUACAUUUUCAUUUCCAAGCACUUGUUUGAGACAGAUGUACAGAAUAACAAGUUUAUUGAGUAUGGUGAAUAUAAGAACAACUACUAUGGUACAAGUUUAGACUCCGUUCGAUCUGUUCUGGCUAAAAACAAAGUUUGUUUGUUGGAUGUGCAGCCUCAUACAGUGAAACACUUACGGACAUAUGAAUUUAAGCCAUUUGUUAUAUUUAUAAAGCCUCCAUCACUUGAACGUUUGAGAGAGACCAGAAAAAAUGCAAAGAUUAUUUCAAGUAAAGAUGAUAGGGGAACUGCAAAACCCUUUACAGAAGAAGAUUUUCAAGAAAUGAUCAAAUCUGCUCAGGUGAUGGAAGGCCAGUACGGCCAUCUCUUUGAUAAGGUGAUAGUCAACGAUGACCUUGCAGCUGCUUACAGUGAGCUCAAAACAACUUUCGACAGAUUGGAGACUGAGACCUUCUGGGUUCCCGUCAGCUGGCUGCACUCAUAACAUUUAAAUGGGCAAAACAUCCGGUGAUGGCUCCAAAUCCAAAUAUGGUGCAUUUCUAGGCAUUAUUUACUUGCCGUUUUCUUGGUAGGAGAGCUUUAUAACUGUAAUGGAAGAGCAGGUACAGUCUUCCUGUGCUUGAAACAUUGGUCUUGUUUUUCUGUGUCUUCAAUCCUUCUGUUCAGAAUUUGGGACAGUGCAGUCAGAUUUAACCCUUUCUUUACACUCAAGAAAGGGAGCUAACACUAGUGUAACAAAACUGCCAAACACUUCUCUGUUAUUUGUAAGUCUGUCUCCAAGGUAUGUCUUUUUUAAUGGAGAGUUACCAGAAGAUACUAAUUAAUUCUAGAGAUCAGCACUUUGAUGGUUUUAAAUGUAACUGCUCUCAUAAAAAGCACAUCAGUGCUUGGAAAUUAAGUGCUUGAGAGAACUGAGACAGGCAAAAGUGACCAACAUUUUUUAUGAGGAAGACAUCAUAGUUUAAUUAAAUUAAGUAUCAAGAUAUCUUUUUACUUUUUUAGAUGUGAACCUUGUCUCACAUGUACAGACCGAUUUUAGUAUUCCUUUGCACUUACUAGUCAUGAAAUGCAAGAUGUAUUCAGUGGCUUGAUUGUGAAAUAGUCUGCUAUGAGCAUGCAUGGAUGGGAAAUAUUUUCAUGCAUGCUUUGUGGCAAAAUAAAAUUCAUGGAAAUAUUUAUUUAAAUAGGGUAAAGUUACUAUGUACAUAACUUCAGAAUCUUUUUUUAGGAUUAAUUUUCUGUAAGA